UCAACAGAUGACGGGAAGACGAGCUUCUGGUUAGAGGAUACCUGCCUGGAGUCAAGGCCUCCUGUGUGCCAUGAGGGGCCCCGGCUUCAUCGCCUGGCUGGUCUCCAGCCUGGGCAUGUGGAGGCUCGGCCAGCCGGCGCGGGAGCCUUCUCAGUGCCAGCGGGCGGAGCACCCGGUCGUCUCCUAUGAAGAAAUUGCCCCCUGGUUACGGGAGUUCAGAGUGAAGGAUGCUGUGGAUUUCUCGCAGUUAACAUUUGACCCAGGACAGAAAGAACUUGUUGUAGGAGCAAGGAACUACCUCUUCAGGUUGCAGCUUGAGGACCUCUCUCUGAUUCAAGCUGUCGAGUGGGAGUGUGAUGAAGCUACCAAGAAGGCCUGCUACAGCAAGGGCAAGUCUAAGGAGGAAUGUCAGAACUACAUCCGAGUGCUUCUGGUGGGUGGUGACCGGCUGUUCACCUGCGGGACCAACGCCUUCACGCCUGUCUGCACCAACCGCACGCUGAGCAACCUGACCGAGAUCCACGAUCAGAUCAGUGGCAUGGCCCGCUGUCCCUACAGCCCCCAGCACAACUCCACGGCGCUGCUCACGGCUGGUGGGGAGCUCUACGCCGCCACUGCCAUGGACUUCCCGGGACGUGACCCUGCCAUCUACCGGAGCCUGGGAGUCCUGCCUCCUCUCCGCACGGCGCAGUACAACUCCAAGUGGCUCAACGAACCGAACUUUGUGUCAUCUUACGACAUCGGGAAUUUCACCUACUUCUUUUUCCGAGAAAAUGCUGUGGAACAUGACUGUGGGAAAACGGUGUUCUCCCGUGCAGCCCGGGUCUGCAAGAACGACCUCGGGGGCCGCUUCCUUCUGGAGGACACCUGGACCACGUUCAUGAAGGCACGUCUCAACUGCUCGCGCCCCGGCGAGGUCCCGUUCUACUACAACGAGCUGCAGAGCACCUUCCUCCUGCCCGAGCUGGACCUCCUCUACGGCAUCUUCACCACCAACGUGAACAGCAUCGCCGCCUCGGCCGUGUGCAUCUUCAACCUCAGCGCCAUCUCACAGGCCUUCAACGGGCCCUUCAAGUACCAGGAGAACUCGCGCUCUGCCUGGCUGCCGUAUCCCAACCCCAACCCCAACUUCCAGUGUGGCACCGUGGACCAGGGUCUGUACGUGAACCUGACCGAGAGGAACCUGCAGGAUGCCCAGAAGUUCAUCCUGAUGCAUGAGGUGGUACAGCCUGUGACUGCAGUCCCUGCCUUCAUGGAGGACAACAGCCGCUUGUCCCACGUUGCCGUGGAUGUGGUGCAGGGCAGGGACCUGCUCGUCCACAUCAUGUACCUGGCCACAGAUCACGGCACCAUAAAGAAGGUGCGGGCACCCCUUGGCCCAGCCGCGGGCAGCUGCCUGCUGGAGGAGGUGGAGCUGUUCCCCGAGCGGCGGACGGAGCCCGUGCGCAGCCUCCGGAUCCUGCACAGCCGGAGCGUCUUAUUCGUGGGCCUGCGUGAGCACGUGGCCAAGAUCCCGCUAAAGAGAUGCCACUUCCACAAAACACGCAGUGCCUGCAUCGGGGCCCAGGACCCGUACUGUGGCUGGGACGUGGCGCUGAAGAAGUGCAUGAGCCUUGAGGAGAGCCUGAGCAUGGUGCAGUGGGAGCAGACCAUCUCUGCGUGUCCUACCAGGAACCUCACCGUGGAUGGGCAGUUCAGCCCGUGGUCCCCGUGGACGCCGUGCACACACACAGAUGGCAGUGCUGUGGGCUCCUGCCUCUGCCGGACCCGCUCCUGUGACAGCCCGGCCCCACAAUGCGGCGGCUGGCCAUGCACUGGCCCCAGUGUGGAGAUCACCAACUGCUCCAGGAAUGGAGGCUGGACCCCCUGGACCUCCUGGUCCCCCUGCAGCACCACCUGCGGAAUUGGCUUCCAGGUGCGCCAGCGGUCCUGCAGCAACCCCACGCCGCGCCACGGUGGCCGGGUGUGCGUGGGGCAGAACCGCGAGGAGAGAUACUGCAAUGAACAUUUGCUGUGCCCCCCACACGUAUUCUGGACAGGCUGGGGUCCUUGGGAACGGUGCACGGCCCAGUGUGGGGGCGGCAUUCAAGCUCGCCACAGGACCUGCGAGAAUGGGCCAGACUGUGCAGGCUGUAACGUGGAGUACCAGCCCUGCAACACCAACCCCUGCCCUGAGCUGAAGAAGACAACACCCUGGACACCCUGGACACCCGUCAACAUCUCCGACAAUGGCGGCCACUAUGAGCAGCGGUUCCGGUACACCUGCAAAGCCCGCCUGCCUGAUCCGAACCUGCUGGAAGUGGGCCGGCAGAGAAUCGAGAUGCGCUACUGCUCCAGUGACGGGACCAGCGGCUGCUCCACGGACGGCCUUUCUGGGGACUUCCUGAGAGCGGGAAGGUACUCUGCCCACACGGUCAACGGCGCCUGGUCGGCCUGGACAUCCUGGUCCCAGUGCAGCCGCGACUGCAGCCGUGGCAUCCGGAACCGGAAACGGAUGUGCAACAACCCCGAGCCCAAGUAUGGGGGGCUGCCGUGCCUGGGGCCCUCCCUGGAGUACCAGGAGUGCAAUGUCCUGCCCUGCCCAGUGGAUGGUCUGUGGUCCUGCUGGUCCUCCUGGUCCAAGUGCUCGACAACGUGUGGUGGUGGACACUACAUGCGGACGCGCUCCUGCUCAAAUCCAGCCCCAGCCUACGGAGGGGACAUCUGCCUGGGGCUGCACACAGAGGAGGCACUCUGCAACACACAGCCCUGCCCCGAGAGCUGGUCAGAGUGGUCGGACUGGUCCGAAUGCGAUGCGUCUGGAGUCCAGGUCCGCACCCGCCAGUGCAUCCUUCUCUUCCCUGUGGGUGGCCAGUGUUCCGGAAACUCCACGGAAAGCCGGCCAUGCGCUUUUGAUUCUAACUUCAUUCCAGAAGUGUCUGUGGCCAGAUCCCGUAGCGUGGAAGAGAAAAGGUGUGGAGAGUUCAACAUGUUCCACAUGAUAGCUGUGGGGCUGAGCAGCUCCAUCCUCGGCUGCCUGCUCACGUUGCUCGUCUAUACCUACUGCCAGCGCUACCAGCAGCAGGCCCACGAUGCCACCGUCAUCCACCCCGUCUCGCCAGCCCCUCUCAACACCAGCGUCACCAACCAUAUCAACAAGUUGGACAAGUAUGACUCUGUGGAAGCCAUCAAGGCAUUUAACAAAAACAACUUGAUCCUAGAGGAAAGAAACAAAUACUUCAACCCGCACCUCACUGGAAAGACCUAUUCUAACACCUACUUUACAGAUCUCAAUAACUAUGAUGAGUACUAAUCACCCCUCUGUUUUUGGCCUCUUGUGACCCCCCCAUUCCUCAAGGCCUGUGCCCCCGACUGCCCAUGCUCCUGUGGCUGCAGAGGCGAAGUGUGGAGACAUGUCAAGUGCAUUUCAAGCCAUGCGCAUCCCAUUGCUGCCAAAAAUGCGUAUCUCUUUACAGCAACCAAAAUUGAAAUGUAACAUCAUGAAAAUGUGAUCUAAGCUCUUGAUCACUGUUGAGCGUGCCACAGUGUGAAAUGUUUGAUUACAUGCAGCCCGUUUCUCUAACAAGCUGAUUGUUUCCUUGAGCUUUUUCGUAAAUGCACCAUAUAUGUUCAUGAUGUUUUAAUUCAAGAAAAUAGGCACUUUAUCCACCUGCUCAACAAGGAGGCAUAGGUAGGCCCACAGUAUUUGAUAAAAUGAAGAAAGUAAAUGCGGCCAUAGAGUUUUUCCCGUGGGUCCCCCGUGGUCCUCAUCUGAAUCAUACUAUGGAAUUCUGGAAGCAACUCAUGUGUUUGGGCUUGGAAUGAUUCUUGCCGAGGAAGCCAAGGGGUUCGACCUGGCUGACAUCUGCAGAGAUGACAGUGGUAUGUGAGAACCCCAGCCCUUGGUCUUAUUAUGGUCACCAUGUUGUCACUGGGGGAGGUGACAGUAAGAGUACAGGCACAGCCCAAUGAGAACAAAGUGUUCUCCAGGCUGCUGGUCGACCAGCUGUAUCCUGACUUCUGGAUCUCACCCAUUCUAGAGCUGUUGACCCAGACACCCACCUGUCUGGCCUGUGGUAAUGCCCUGAGGAGCAAGUCUGUACUGAUGUUUAUUUCCUUCUCUUGCGGGACUUGAGUAGACACCACACCUUCGCUCCCCCACAAGGAAAAAUCUUGAACAUUUAUGACACCAAUUAGGGGAAAUAUUGAAAGUACUGAAAUAGCAUUGGAAGCAACAUUUUAUUCUCGGUGUUGUGGAAAAUAUGGGGAAAACGGAAAUGUAAUGAAAAGCAACUUUUUAUUUUCCAUCUCCCUGAUGGGACUGAAUCCAGAGCAUUGCUGGUGGGUGACCUUGGCUUCCUGUGGCCCAUCCCUGUGCUUAUGAAGUGCUACCCGAGCACCAAGCUGUUGUUUCCGCCUCCCAGCAGGGGAAGAGGUGAUGGGCAGCCCGUAGCUCUGGUGCCUUCUCGUGGACGCCCUGCCAUCCACCCACCCACCUGUUUCUCUCUGUGUGGAGGCGAGUGCAUUUCAGGGUGCACCUUUGAGAAGUAGGGCAGCUGAAAGUGAGCUUCUCAGUGAUCCCUGUGGCUCUGAGCGUAGCCCACUGAUAAGCAUCUCUGAGUGUUUUAAUACCAUUUGUGGGGAUACUCAGAGGGGAAAAAAAGAAAUGAUAGAGUACCCACAUCUGGUAUAUAACAUAAGACAGCCAGUUGGAUAAUUACUGAAAGUAAGAAUAACAUUGGAAAUGUUCGUCUGAUACCUCUGGGCAUUGUGACAUGGAUGUUUUAAGGCACGGGUAGAUGUUAAAACAUGCUGGUAUUGAUAAAGGGAAAUAUACAGGAUGGGUACUAAAGAGGUAUACAUACAUCUUAAUUUCUAUCCUAAACAAUUUAAAGAAACAAAUUCAGAAAAUGUUGAAAAAAUCUUAUUUUAGUAGUGAGAGUUGUUGAGUUCAAAAUAUCCUUAUAUACCCAAAUUUCAGGAAUGAGCUUGUAUCAAAAUUACAAAAUGGCUGGUGAGCUCCAGGAGGCCCAGUAAGUGGAAAUGAUAGCGCCCAGGGUCCUCCCAGAGGAGAGCCAGGCUGCAUCUCCACGUUCUUGUCCAGAGUGUGAGGCUGCUUCAUCUGUGCUGAGUCUACAUCACACACAGUGGUGGAAUUCACCUGAGGGUUCCUGCUUGUUCCAGGGCUAGAUUUUCCCUGGACGCAACAACUCAUCUCAUCACUCCCUGUAAGAGCUGUUUUCUCCUCCCUGUCCCUCCCAGAUACUGUCUAAGCUUAAAAGGUGAUUUUAUUUCCCCUAGGAACGAGGAUGUUAAUAUUUCCCCGGACUUGAUGGGAAAGUCUCUCUAAAUGGCAUCCCAGCUGGUCUAUUCAUCACUUCUACACAAUGGCUAGGGAAAACAUGCCACCACAGAAUCCCCUUGUCCAUGAUACAAAUUUUCGAGGCUGUCUUCACCAAAAUUCCCCUCAGUUUUCUUCCUUGCAUUCUUUUAAAAGGAAAUUCUUCUCUUUUUCCUCUUCGUCCUCCUCCUUCUUUCUCUCUCUCUCUCUCAUUAAUUAAAGUCAUAGUUUAUUCAUUUGUUCUGGCUGCUCUCUCCCUUCCUUCCUUCCUCCCUCCCUCCCUCCCUCCCUCCUUCCUUCUUCCCUCUUUUCCUUUCUUUCUUUUUUUAAUUUAACAGAACCACAAUUGGUUUAGAAUAAUUUUGGCUUUAAGUAAGGAGCCCCGGUGGCGAAGUGGUUAAUCAAUCGGCUGCUAACCAAAAGGUUGGCAGUUUGAACCCACCAGCUGCUCUGCACGAGAAAGAUGUGGCGGCCUGUUUUCAUAAAGAUUACAGCCUUAGAGCCUUGGAAACCCUAUGGGGCGGUUCUACUCUGUCCUCUCGGGUCACUGUGAGUCAGAACCAACUGAGCAGCAACGAGUAUACGUUAAGUAUUUGAACCAGCUGUGAAGUGGUGCCUUUUUUUCUGUUGGUGUAGAGGUGUUGUGCAUGUACGUGUAUGCUUAACAUUACCCAUAUCUCUCCUUUUGACACAGACCCUCGUGUUGCGGGCUAAUCCAGCAGUGUCUCCCAGGUUCCCACCAAAGCCUUGUAGGGGAACCCUUGCCACAUUUCCAAUUUCUGUAUGACUUUACAUUCUCUCUUUAUCUUUCUUUUCUUCCACUUUUCCUUUUUUUUUCUUUUUGGUAAAAGAAGCACAAUUAAAGACUAAUACUUUUGAGAUGCAUCGAGUAUUUUAACCCCUCUAAGGAACCCGAUGUCAAAUGACAUUUAACUCCUAGGGAUAUUCUAGAUGCUGUUGAACUCUGCCGGUUUUUACUGGAAAGCUGGCUCUUGUCUCACAUUUAUAUUCUCUGAAAGUAACUCCUGGUAUUGCUCAGGGUCCUCCCUGGACUAGACUAGUCACCAUCUAAUAUCCUACAGUGCACUAGCGUUGUACAGGAAGGAAAAAGCACAGAAAUCCCACACAUGGCACAGUAUAUAAGCCUUCUCAGACAGCAGUGGAGACAGGCAGUGUUGAUGGAGGGUUUUGUCACCCCGAGUGAUACGAGCCUGGCAAACCUGAUCUGGCUCCGCUACAGUCACCGGACUCAUGGGCAUUUCCUUCCAAAACUGCCCAUUUCAUUGUAAUGAUAUUUCUCUGCUACUGCCAUUUACUCCUUGCUCGAGGCAUCUGAAUUUCCCCCUCCUUUAGGGAUGUGUCCCUAAGACUAUCCAAGUAGAUUGUGAUUAGAAUUAGCAUUCACAUCGUAGGGAAUGAGGGUUUGGGGUGUGUGUAUGUCAGAUGCUAACGGAAUUGAAGAAGACAGUGAAAGGGUAUGAAGGGACCCGGCAGUAGAGAAACUUCCAUACCCAGAAAGGGCCAGUCCAUGUGGCUGGGUGAACCAGGGUCUGGCCCCAUUGGCUCAUGGAGUGAUGACAAAGACAAGAGAAGUAACCACGGGGAGGUCAGAUGAACAGGGUGACAGUGGAAAGGCAGGGCAGUCACUCCGAGCCCAGUGUAUGGAAGGACCUAGUGGGGGGGGGUGUGAUCCUCGAACUCUUCCAGGGCCCACUGCACAGGUGCAGGAGUUUUAGCUGAGGGUGUUCUUAUCUGCAAAGGGAUGAAAACUAGGGGGGUCAAAGCCUAUGGCGACGUGUGCCUUCUCUGGAUUCUUUGGCAGAACAAGUGGGUCAGGCCUCAAAGGUGUGGACAAAGGUCAGCGCAAGAGAUCUGCUGUCCCCAUGUGGCCACUUCAGGGGACCAGAGUGUAACUGAACACCCAGAGGGAAUUUUAAUGAUAAUACAUCAAGCCUGCAUGCUGCUAAUCAUUUGGUCUGGACACUUCCUUUGGUGCACCCUGAACACGCAGCAUUGUUUGCGUUUGAAUUACAAUCACCCUUAGGAUCCUUUACAAUAUUUUCUUCUAGAAUAAACCAUGAACAUCUCCCCAACACUGCCCAACCCCUCCCCACCUCACUCUGCAGGAAGGCUGUCCACUCUCUUUAGCCCCAGGGCAUUUUGACGCUUCAUUGGAAUUUUUCAUGCAUGCAUUUUGGGGGUAAAUCCAUUGCUUAUAUGUGAAUCCAACAUUUCUGUCUCAAAAGAUGGCUCUGAGGUACCUAACAACAGGCAACAGUUAUCACGGAUAGAUGCAGUCAACUGUGCCUGCCCUAAGGCAGUUUUCCUCUUCUAGGGGCUCAUGCUUCACGUCCCACAGCUCCAAUAACCAAUGUCCAAGAGUGUAGAUUACUAAAAUGGUGACCUUGAACUCAUGGGCAAACCGUUCACCAGCCUUAUUAAGAUGACUGCACUGGCCACGCCCACCACAUGCAUUCGGUCAAACGUCUGCAUUACUUCCUGGACCUGGUGAUUCCUGCUGGCAAGACAUAGCCAAUAUUUGAUUCACCACAGUGAGUAAUCUAUGGCAGACCCAGAAAGUUGUCCAAGCCCUUAGCUCUGGCCAGUGGGUGUGACAUGGGAGGAAAUGGAGCCAUAUUCACUUUGACCUCAGAAAUGCAUAAAGAGAACAUGAAAUAUUGCACAAGGCAUUGCCAUGUAAGGUAAAGUAUCUGGAGCCCAAAUGCCAUUUUGGAAUUGAUUUCUUCGGUUUUCAUCUGUUGAGGUCAUUAAUAAUAGAUUUAAGAAUGUUUCAUAACUGUAAACACUGAAAGCAUUCUGGUUAUCUGUUUUAAAUCUAUAAAACAAAAGAAUUUUUGCUCUGAUCCUUCUUUUCUCUUUUGGAUGUUGCAAAAUAAUGAACAAGAUGCAAUGUUAAAUCUUGGUGGUAAUUUCUAAAAUGACAGUAUUCCAUACCCAUUUUUCGUUGACUUAUAUCAAAGAUGCUUUAUAUACUCUUUUCAGCAAAUGGAUCGAAGUUUUCUUCAUUGGUCGUAUAGUUCAUUAGUAGAAAUCUGGUGCAUACCACGUAGAGAAGCAUCAGGAAUGGAAAUCCUUCCUCUUUUGAAAAUAUAGUUCGCACUACAAAGUGACUUGUUGUAUACCACCCAGUUGAUUCCAACAUAUAGUGACCCUAUAGAUCAGAGCAGAACUGUCCCAUAGGGCUUUCUAGACUGUAAUCUUUACUGGAGCAGAUUGCCAGGCUUUUCUCCCAUGGAGUGGCUGGUGGGUUCGAACCACCAACCUUCCAGUUAGCAGCUAAGUGCAUAACCACUGCACCACCAGGGCUUCUUGCGAAGGGACUUAGAGCAUUAUAAAAACCUAAUUCAGAGCCUGACGCAAAUUGCAUGGUUCCUGGUAAAAGCCAUCUCCUAUCAUCUUAGUAAAGAUCACAUUAGUUCUGCCAUAGAAAGCAGUCAAGCUUAUUAUUCACAAUCUAGUCGAUAUCAAUUCUUGCUCAAACAAACAUGUUAUACCACAUUGACAUGAUAAAGAUAAUUGGCCAAAGACAAUUUCAGGCCUGAAAGGAGAAAAGUAGAGGUGGAAAAUUACUGUUAUUUCUUAAACUAAAAUGUUCAUCAGGCAACCAAAUUUAUUUCAUCUCUCUUUGUGUAGCAGAAAUCUGAGGCCAGUAGUUCAAACGUGAUUCCGUACUUGCUUGGCUUUUUGGCAAUUUAAUGCUGCCCAACACUUAGAACAACUUAACCCAGUUCAAAUGUUGGAUAGAGACUCACACGCUGGGAGUGGGCACCUGGGGCUGGGAAGAUCCAAGCUACCCUCACAUCAUGCCGCCAAGAAGAGCAUCAUGAGCCGCCCUCGCUACAAGUACGGGCCACUUAAUUUCCCAUAAAAGUUGCCAGUGCCUUGCUUAAGAUGAUGAAUUAUCAUUUCCAAAUGUUAUUAGUUCCAAUUAAAAGCAGAGACUUGACUGGGUAUACUGUAAAGAAGACCACUCUUACUUGCCCCUUUAAACUCAGGAGUAAAACAUGACCAAGAAAGACAUCGCGGCCAGGUAUGAGGUUGGUCCCCUGGAUGCAGCACCAGAAUUGAUGCAAGGGUGUGUUCAGGAUUUAGGCUAACCCAGGCUCAGCCUUCCAGAAACUGACUUCACUUAAGUUUCCCAUCUUCCUAAACACACAGGGGGCUUGCCCUAUAAUAGGAAUCUGUGGAACUCAGAAGUUUUGUCACUGUUUUUCUUCAGGCGAAUCCACAGAUAAAGAACAACUAGAGGCAGGCUGGUGGCAGCUGGCAGACACAGUCAGUGGUCCAGCAAAAACCACCUAGAACAUCAAAGUCAACACUGUUUGUUAAGUUCACAAAGGAUGUCACUCUUCAUUUGGGUUAGGAAAGCAGUGUUUUUCUACUAAAGCUGAUUUCUUGUCCCUUAUACCAUGACUUGUCCAAUACCAGACUUGAACUUCUGCAAUCUGAGUGAAAGCCCAGGGUAGACCUAAAUCCAGACAUCUAGACCCAUUGCUGAAAUACUGACCUCUGCAGAGAAAGUGUAUAAACUUUGUCCAGUAUAGGAUUCUUCAAAAGUAUAUGAAAAAACUUGUGAGCUACACCACUUGAUGUGACUCCUGAAGAUGCUAUGGAGUGUUGAAUUCCUCGUUCUCUGUUAAUUUGCUGUUGCCUAUUUUGUGUUACAAAAUAAACUGAUUUGGCAUUGUUUCAUGUUGUCACUGAAUAUCUCCGUAGCGAUGUCAGCCCUUGGCAAACUUGCAGGAAGUUACUGACCUCACCCCACCUUUUACAUGCAGUCUAUAUGAAUUCCAGUGGAGCUGCUGGAGAUGGCUCUGCCUUUUCUGUCAUCUUAAUGAGCAGAUGGAGUUCUGGUACCUGUUUGGGACUCCGUGGGUUGCUGGGUGUUCCCUCACUGGGUCAUUGAACUCGCUGUGCGUUCUGUCAGUACACACAUCCCGACAGUCACAGCCAUUCUAAACCUCGUUUGACAUUUGAAAUAUAAGUUUCCAGUCGUCCGCAGUUUUAUCUUUCCAUCAGUGUGACAGUCUUCAAGGCUCCCCUGAGAGCUACCAAGGCCUGUAUCUCAGCUUGUUGCUUAAUGACACCUGACAGGUACAUUGUCUUUAAAAAUCAGCUUAAGACCCUGAGGUGGCAGCCCAGGCAGGUGCUCAUUAACUGUGACAUGGGACCAGUUAUGGAAGUUCAGAGAAGGGCAGCGAGGAAACCGCCCACACCUGCUCGAGCCUCAGCUCUGAGUCUCACAAAUAUGUGAUAAAUGUGGCCGAUGUAAUGGAAGUGAAAGCGGUGUCCACUCACCCUGCCUGCUGUCUCACCAGUCUCUAUUGCCAGACCCAUCCAGCUUUUGUAAACGAAAAAUUCAUAGCGUGAUCCUGAGGAACACUCAGCAAUGUUUCCUUUAGUAAUACUCCUCCCUCAUCUCUAUCUGCUAACGUUUUUAGGGGCAAAGAUAAAGUCCUGAUUAUGUACAGUAUAAAUUGUAUUAUAUUUUUUGUACUUAUGUUCUAUGUAAAUAGUUUGUCUCAUUUGAUUGUACGUGAGCAUUG
Loxodonta africana (African savanna elephant) is the source of this 10887-nucleotide messenger RNA. RefSeq names its product semaphorin 5A (gene SEMA5A). Gene Ontology annotation, molecular function: chemorepellent activity; semaphorin receptor binding. The record is from RefSeq and is a predicted model, not a curated record. The transcript has 21 exons. Bases 71 to 3292 code for a protein of 1073 amino acids. Gene Ontology annotation, biological process: negative regulation of axon extension involved in axon guidance; axon guidance; neural crest cell migration. NCBI's taxonomy places the organism in Eukaryota, Metazoa, Chordata, Mammalia, Proboscidea, Elephantidae.